This is a messenger RNA of Glossina fuscipes, 1555 nucleotides long. RefSeq names its product adiponectin receptor protein (gene AdipoR). The record is from RefSeq and is a predicted model, not a curated record. Gene Ontology annotation, cellular component: plasma membrane. The coding region runs from base 188 to 1492 and encodes 434 amino acids. NCBI's taxonomy places the organism in Eukaryota, Metazoa, Arthropoda, Insecta, Diptera, Glossinidae. Gene Ontology annotation, biological process: adiponectin-activated signaling pathway. The transcript is spliced from 7 exons. Gene Ontology annotation, molecular function: signaling receptor activity.
AUUUCGUCUUAAAAUUCAAUAUAAUAAUAAUCUUCUACCAGAAACAAAUACAUUUCAAAUUUCACGAAAAGAAAAUUUUGCAAUAGGAAUUUUAAGCGCGCACGUAACUAAGCGUGCUCUUCUAAUCAUAUAACAUAAAAAUCUGGGUAGCGAUUGUUGCGGUAAAACGGAAAAUUGAACUCUUGAAAUGGCUACGGAAUCAUCAGUUACUUUAGUAAAUCAUGAUAUCUCCGUUGUAGAUUAUUCAAAAAUUCGUACUAAUGAAUCAUCGGCAAGCGAUUUGGAUAGUCCGGUGCACUCUUGCAAUGAAAUUGUAUCCGGUGCACGUAGCGAUGAAGAUGACGAUAUUUUCGAUGAAGUUAAAAUGAUUUUAAGGAAACGACGUGCUUGGGAUCAUGCCGAUGCAUUAAGUGCUAAUGAUUUAGAUUUGCUAGGAGAUGAUGAUGUUUUGGCAGAGGAUGAAGAUGAGGCUGGAUGCCCUUUACCAUCGACACCGGAAGACACUCAACUAAUUGAAGCCGAGAUGACAGAAGUUCUAAAGGCUGGUGUCCUUUCCGAUGAAAUUGACUUAGGAGCUUUGGCUCACAAUGCUGCCGAACAAGCCGAGGAAUUUGUACGCAAGGUUUGGGAGGCGAGUUGGAAGGUUUGUCAUUACAAAAAUUUACCUAAAUGGCUGCAGGAUAAUGAUUUUCUUCAUCGUGGCCAUCGUCCACCAUUGCCUUCGUUUACCGCCUGUUUUAAAUCGAUUUUCCGUUUACACACGGAAACUGGAAAUAUAUGGACGCAUUUAUUGGGCUGCGUAGCCUUUAUAGGUGUGGCUGCAUAUUUUUUAUCACGACCCUCAGUAGAAGUACAAGUUCAGGAAAAAAUUAUAUUUGGUGCCUUCUUUGCUGGGGCCAUUAUUUGUUUGGGUUUUUCAUUCGCUUUUCAUACGGUCAGUUGUCAUUCAGUGGAGAUUGGAAGACUGUUUUCUAAAUUAGAUUAUUGCGGUAUCGCUUUACUUAUAAUGGGUUCCUUUGUUCCAUGGCUUUACUAUGGAUUCUAUUGUCAUUAUCAGCCUAAAGUCAUAUAUUUAUCGGUAGUUUCCGUAUUGGGUUGUUUAUCCAUCAUUGUUUCAUUAUGGGAUAAGUUUUCGGAGCCAACUUUACGUCCUUUAAGAGCUGGGGUUUUCAUGAGUUUCGGCCUCUCCGGUGUUAUACCAGCAAUUCAUUACGGCUAUAUGGAAGGAUGGUUCAGUCAGAUAAGUCAGACAAGCCUGGGAUGGCUAGCUUUAAUGGGCCUUUUAUACAUAUCGGGAGCUUUACUAUAUGCUUUGCGAGUCCCAGAAAGAUGGUUCCCUGGAAAAUUUGAUAUAUGGUUUCAAUCGCAUCAAUUAUUUCAUAUAUUAGUGAUUGCUGCUGCCUUCGUACACUAUCACGGCAUAUCGGAAAUGGCUAUGUAUCGCGUUACUGUGGGUGAGUGCAGAGUACCCCACGAACCCAUUACUUUCUAAACGAAACUCUUGGCAGUCUACAAAUGAUUUUUUAUUUUUUAAUACCACUUUGCUUAAAAAAAA